AUGGCAGGUUCAAAUCGCUCCGCUUCACUGAAAGACACCCAGCGUUCUAUCCCGAUUGGAACAGUAGCUGCAACGCUUACAACUUCUGCUCUGUAUGUAUUUUCCGUAAUAUUAUUUGGAGCUCUUGCAACCAGGGAAAAACUUUUGACAGACAGGUUACUUACAGCUACUGUUGCUUGGCCUUUCCCAGCACUUAUUUAUGUGGGAAUCAUUCUUUCAACCUUAGGUGCAGCUCUUCAAAGCCUGACAGGGGCUCCACGCCUGCUUGCAGCUAUAGCGAAUGAUGACAUCCUACCUGUUCUUAAGUACUUCAAGGUGGCUGAUGGGAGUGAGCCUCACAUUGCUACUCUCUUUACCGCCUUCCUCUGUAUUGGGUGUGUUGUGAUUGGGAAUCUGGAUCUUAUCACACCCACCAUAACUAUGUUUUACCUUCUAUGUUAUGGGGGUGUCAACUUAUCCUGCUUCCUACUGGAUCUUUUAGAUGCUCCUAGCUGGCGUCCUCGAUGGAGAUUUCACCACUGGAGCCUAUCUCUUCUUGGAGCAUUACUGUGUAUAGUGAUCAUGUUCUUGAUUUCUUGGUCAUUCACUGUGGUGUCUCUAGCCCUAGCAAGCCUUAUAUACUAUUACGUGAGUAUCAAGGGAAAAGCUGGAGACUGGGGUGAUGGUUUCAAGAGUGCAUAUUUUCAACUGGCUCUUCGUAGUCUGCGAUCUCUAGGAGCAAGCCAAGUUCACCCAAAGAACUGGUAUCCUAUUCCCCUCAUAUUCUGCCGGCCAUGGGGCAAGCUGCCGGAGAAUGUACCCUGCCAUCCUAAACUUGCCGACUUCGCCAACUGCAUGAAGAAAAAAGGCAGGGGAAUGUCCAUCUUUGUAUCUAUCCUAGAUGGAGACUACCAUGAGUGUGCUGAAGAUGCCAAGACUGCGUGCAAGCAGCUUAGUACAUACAUUGACUACAAGAACUGUGAAGGUGUAGCAGAGAUUGUUGUAGCCCCCAGUAUGUCUGAUGGCUUCCGAGGCAUUAUCCAAACCAUGGGCCUCGGAAAUCUGAAGCCCAAUAUUGUAGUGAUGCGGUACCCAGAAAUAUGGCGACGUGAAAACUUAACUGAAAUCCCAACCACUUUUGUUGGAAUAAUUAAUGACUGCAUUGUCGCAAACAAAGCAGUAGUUAUUGUCAAGGGCCUUGAUGAGUGGCCUAACGAGUAUCAGAGACAAUAUGGUACCAUUGAUUUGUAUUGGAUUGUGAGAGACGGGGGCCUUAUGCUUCUCCUCUCCCAGCUUCUCCUUACUAAAGAGAGCUUCGAGAGCUGUAAGAUUCAGGUCUUCUGCAUUGCAGAGGAGGAUUCUGAUGCAGAGGAACUCAAAGCUGAUGUAAAGAAAUUUCUUUAUGAUCUUCGAAUGCAAGCUGAAGUGAUUGUGAUAUCGAUGAAGUCAUGGGAUGCCCAAGCGGAGCAGCAAGAUGAAUCAGUGGAGGCUUUCACUGGCAGCCAGCGUCGGAUUGCUAGUUAUUUAGCGGGGAUGAAGGAGAAAGCCCAGAAGGAAGGGACUCCACUGAUGGCUGAUGGGAAGCCUGUGAUUGUCAAUGAGCAGCAGGUUGAGAAGUUCCUUUACACCACAUUGAAGCUGAAUUCGACAAUAUUGAGAUACUCAAGAAUGGCAGCUGUUGUACUUGUGAGUUUACCACCGCCUCCUCUCAAUCACCCAGCUUACUUUUACAUGGAGUACAUGGAUCUGUUGGUUGAAAAUGUGCCUAGGCUUUUAAUAGUCCGCGGAUAUCGUAGAGAUGUUGUCACUCUGUUCACAUAG
This is a messenger RNA of Ilex paraguariensis (yerba mate), 1800 nucleotides long. The record is from the annotation of a GenBank genome assembly. NCBI's taxonomy places the organism in Eukaryota, Viridiplantae, Streptophyta, Magnoliopsida, Aquifoliales, Aquifoliaceae.